ACAUGUGUGAGGCUUUUAAUUCAUCGAUUCUAAUUCCGAGGGAAAAGUCCAUUGUUAAUAUGUGAGAGAUGAUCAGGUUAAUGGCCACAAAAAGGAUUUCAAGGAAGAGAAGAUCAAUUCAUAAAUGGCAUCAAAAUAUAUCGCCUAAGGCUAAAAAACUACUCGAGUUGAGUAAAUCUAGAUAUCACGAAUGCCACUUGGAUUUCAAUGGUAGUACAGGUUAUGAAAUAACUCAGGGUGAUCAUAGACACGCGGUGGACCUUAUAAAUGAAAAAUGUUCUUGUAGACUUUGGAAUAUAAGAGGUAUUCCUUGUACACAUGUUUUUUGUGCAAUUUAUCAUUCAAGUGGUAAUAUUGAAGAUUAUAUUUCUCAUUGGUAUAAGAAGGAUACUUAUCUCAAAGCAUACAUGGUUGAUAUACAAACUUUGAGAGGACCAGAAUUUUGGAAGAGUGAUAUUAAAGAGAAAAUUUUAUCACCAAAACAGGGGAGGCCACUUGGUAGGCCAAAGACAAGUAGAAGAAGAACUCCUGAAGAACCAAAAUCUCAUGGAAAAAGGUCAAGAAAAGGAAGAAAAAUGCAUUGCACUAAUUGUGGAAAAGAAGGGCAUAACAAAAAAGGAUGCAAUACUAUAGCUAGUGGUGGAAUUGCCAAUGCUCCUCCAAGCGACGAUUUAGGCACAUACACACAAGCACAAUCUUUGCAAAGACAUGUCCCACAAGGACAACCCUCACAAGAACCAUUCUCACAAGGUCAAUCUUCACAAAGACCAUUCUCACAAGGCCAAUCCUCACAAAAAUCGUUCUCACAAGGUCAAUCCUCACAACAACCAUUCUCACAAAGACAAUCCUCACAGGGAGAAUUCUCGAGUCUACUUCAUAAUAUUUUGGGUAAUAUUAAGAAACUUAUAACUUAUGAUAUUAUUUUAGGUACUAGAGCAGUUACACAUUCAGGUUCAGGUGGAGAUGGAAGAAUUGGUGGAGAUAGAGAUAUAGAAAUUGGUGGAAGUAGAGGUGCAAGUGAACCAAUUAUUAUUGGUGCCACUCAAUUACAACAUGAUAUAAGGCCACCAGGCUUGAUGUGGAGAAGUACACCGGCUAUUUCAACUAGACAACUACAAGAUGCAGUCAAUGAACAAAAAAGGAAAUUGUUUGGAAAAGACAAACUUACUAAGUGA
Molecule: messenger RNA, 1175 nt
Organism: Impatiens glandulifera
Lineage: Eukaryota; Viridiplantae; Streptophyta; Magnoliopsida; Ericales; Balsaminaceae
Exons: 3
Coding region: 69-1175 (368 amino acids)
Molecular function (GO): nucleic acid binding; zinc ion binding
Source: RefSeq, a predicted model, not a curated record